This is a messenger RNA of Fraxinus pennsylvanica, 642 nucleotides long. The record is from the annotation of a GenBank genome assembly. Lineage: Eukaryota; Viridiplantae; Streptophyta; Magnoliopsida; Lamiales; Oleaceae.
AUGAGAGAAGGCGAUUCGAAGCUUGAAAAUUUUGCUUUCAGCAACCUCCAAUUGUGCGAAGGCGCAACAGCUGCGGCGAUCUGUAUUAGUCCAGCCCGUAGGACCGCUCCUUUGCGUGCGGCGUUGAUGCGUGGCAUCGGAGCUAUGGUGUUUUGUCGAUUUGUGGUGUUUCUCUGCCCUUUCACUUCACAUUAUCCAAACAUCAUCAUCAACUCGAACCUAUCUUCAAGUGCAGGAAGAAUGGCAACGUCAAUGCUGAACCCUAACGCGCCGAUAUUUGUGCCGUCGGCGUACCUUGCGGUGGAGGAUUUUUCUGACCAGUGGUGGGAUCUGAUUCAAUCCUCCGCCUCAUUUCGAGACUACUGGCUCCGGGAGUGCUUUUCCGACCCCCAAAUUGACAAUCCUGAUACUAAUUAUUCUAAUUUUCCAGUCUCCGGCGAUAUAGGAAGCUUCUUUUUUGACGAUGGCAUCGUCAAUGGUAACGCCAGAAAAGAGGAAGAGGGGAAGAUGGAUUUGGUGACGCUGGGGCUGUUAAAGUGGAGGAAGGCGCGUGGCGGAAUGGAGAUGCCAAGGUACUGCGAGAAGGCGCCGAAGAUCGUGAAUGUGAAGGUUAAUCCGAGGCCGAUUCAGCAGCCGCGUUAG